AUGUUUUCGAAACGAAGGAGAGUACCUAAAAGCCUUGACUUUUUCAUAAAAAUAUUGAAUGAAGGUACAAAAUUAUUACCAAGUUGGUUUUUCAUUGACUCGUUUUUAAUUAUUGAAAUGACGAAAACAAUGCCUGUACUUGGUCAACUCUCAUUUGAAGAUAAGGUUUAUAAGUGGAAUAAAUUUAUCUCAGUUUUGUAUAUCCUUGGGGCGAAAAAUUCUUAUUAA
Messenger RNA from Meloidogyne enterolobii, 228 nucleotides. The record is from the annotation of a GenBank genome assembly. NCBI's taxonomy places the organism in Eukaryota, Metazoa, Nematoda, Chromadorea, Rhabditida, Meloidogynidae.